Pomacea canaliculata is the source of this 1278-nucleotide messenger RNA. RefSeq lists its product as uncharacterized. The record is from RefSeq and is a predicted model, not a curated record. Bases 157 to 867 code for a protein of 236 amino acids. NCBI's taxonomy places the organism in Eukaryota, Metazoa, Mollusca, Gastropoda, Architaenioglossa, Ampullariidae. The transcript is spliced from 2 exons.
CCCACUUGUCCUGCUCUUGGGUGACGUGGCCAAGGCAGCAGACACGCACACCCACACGAGGAUGACACUGUCUAUGUAGACCUACUUGAGAGUUGAGUAGGGAGCCUCUGGUUCCAGACAAUUAAUUUAUCAGAAGAUGUACAGUCUUUCUUCAAGAUGGGCACGGAAUUAGGUACUUUCCAGAAUGUGCAUUGGGUUACCGUUGUUCGUGAGUGGUCAGAGAGAUCAAGCAGCUUGUCUGGCAGCUACCGAAGAAGCUUGAUGAGCUCAUCGAAAGGUCCUGAAACUCUUUCUUCUCGACGCCAUCUUCGUCCACAGUUAAGAUGUGGUUCACCCUCAGCCGUGGGACAGACAGAGCGAGGUGUGGCCGACCACACAGACGGCCCGCCAGUCACACGACUCUAUCACCGAGGUCAGGGUCACUCAGGUGACAGGCCAGCUGACUGUGUGACGUGCGGUCGUGACGUGGCCAGCUUCCUACACAGUCUCCGUGUUGGUGUUACAGAGAAUGUGACGACAACAGCCACGACCGUCACCUCCACCAACGCCGCCACAACACCGCCCUGCCUGCAGUGGAGAGACGUGCUGGUGUUGUACUGGUAUGACAUCAGUGACGACUGGGGUAUGGUGGAGGGACUUCAAGAAACGGGUAUCCCAGUGCAGGUGAUGAAGGACGAUGACAUCGAGGACGUGGCCACGGCCUGCAGUGACGUGGUGUGGGUGACGAGUGGAGAGAGUGUUUGUGGUCUGGAGAGAAAAGUCGUCGUCUGUCUGGAGGAAGAUCUCAAUGCCCGGUUCUUCUCCAUGUCCCGGUGUACGUCACAACUUGUGUUCGUCUGCUCUUACCACAAACCGAAUGGCAUUUGACGUCAUCAUCUGAUGACGUUGUACACAUGUUGUGUAUGACACAUUUAUACACAUUUACUCACAACAACUAGUGUAAACAUCAACAUCAUACAGUGAGUAUUGUUUGUAUAACAACUUGUGUCAACAUUAACAUCACGCGGCUUACACACUGGGUCUUGCGAGAGUGACCAGCCAUGCAUGUGACCCCAUCUGACCCCAUGUCGUGAAGGGGAAUGUAAAGCAUCCAUAGGGAGACCAACCGGGAAUAGCAAAUUAAAGAGGAUUUAGGAUUUUGGUAAAGAUUUAAGUAUUCCAAGUAUUCAGAACCGUGUUGCUAUGUGUUCGCGUGUCUGUAUAACACAAAAAAACAACAACAAACGUGUAACAUUAUUGAAACAUGUAAACUAAGCAAUGGUACAAGUAAUAAAAAAA